CGGCCUGGAGACAACCCGCCGCCGUGCUCGCGCCUCGCACGCCGCCCGACCAGCCCUCCUGGAGGGCGAGCCACGGCCGGGAGGAGAGGACGGCGGCCGGGCGGCUGGCGGCACCAGACCUCUCCAGAUUGGAAAGAAAUGCUUAGAAAUAAAUAAAGAAAGCUUCCCUCUUCAGUCUUGGAUAUAUAUCAUGGGUAUUGGGAAGUCUAAAACACACACCUUCCCUCUUUGUUUCUGUUGGGGUAAAAGUCACAGUGUGGUUAAGAGUCAAGGCCAUCUUCAGUCUGAGUCCACGAAGCCUGAAGUUGCCUCCUUAUCUCAUGUUGGGGAGCAAAGCCGUAUAGCAGAGGAGCAGACAGGGGAGCAAGAGGGAGCCAAGGUAGGAGAAGAGAGUCCCGAAGGAGAGGCAGAAGAGGUGUUCCUCAAAUUUGUGAUCCUGCAUGCAGAAGAUGACACAGAUGAGGCCCUGAGAGUCCAGGAGCUGCUACAAAAUGACUUUGGCAUCAAGCCUGGAAUAAUCUUUGCUGAAAUGCCAUGUGGCAGGCAGCAUUUACAGAACUUGGAUGACGCUGUAAAUGGGUCUGCGUGGACAAUCUUAUUACUUACUGAAAACUUUUUAAGAGAUACUUGGUGCAACUUCCAGUUCUACACAUCUCUAAUGAAUUCUGUGAACAGGCAACACAAGUACAAUUCCGUUAUACCCAUGCGGCCCCUGAACAACCCCCUUCCUCGAGAAAAGACUCCCUUUGCUCUACAAACCAUCAAUGCCUUAGAAGAAGAAAGUCAUGGCUUUUCUACACAGGUAGCAAGAAUUUUUCAAGAAUCUGUGUAUAAGACACAACAAACUAUAUGGAAGGAAACAAGAAAUAUGGUCCAAAGGCAACUUACUGCCUGAGAUGAAGCAUACAACAUAUGGCUGCCUUCUGUUUUGUAAACCAUGUUAAUCAUUAAUCAGAUAGAAAGCAAUUUCCAAGAAACAUUCUAACAAAAAAAGAAAUCACUCUUACAGAAACUGAUGCAGAAAGGACUCCAUCAAGAGAAAGAUACAUUUCUACUGGGCAAUCUGUACAACUGUGAUAACGUUUGGUGUUUCAACAAACACGAGACUGGCAGCUUUGCCUUUCCUCUCAAGGUUUUCCUAGUUCAUGCCUAUGACAAAGGAGGCUCUCAAUUAGUGUUCCUUGCACUGAACCUUGAAUAAGACUGAG
Messenger RNA from Octodon degus (degu), 1208 nucleotides. It is a transcript of the gene Ticam2, whose product is annotated as toll like receptor adaptor molecule 2. The record is from RefSeq and is a predicted model, not a curated record. Gene Ontology annotation, molecular function: protein kinase binding. The transcript is spliced from 2 exons. Gene Ontology annotation, biological process: positive regulation of canonical NF-kappaB signal transduction; positive regulation of natural killer cell activation; lipopolysaccharide-mediated signaling pathway. NCBI's taxonomy places the organism in Eukaryota, Metazoa, Chordata, Mammalia, Rodentia, Octodontidae. Bases 191 to 895 code for a protein of 234 amino acids.